GCAGAGGACCCAAGUUUGGGUCUUAGAACCAACGUGGCAGCACAUAACCAUCUAUAAAUUCAGUUCCAGAAGAUCUGACAUCCUUUCUGGCCUCCACAGGAGAACCAUAAAAUGUCUAUCACUAAAGCAGCCGGAUCCCUGCGUAUCUCUAGGAUGGGGCGUGCACAAUGCUUGACUACUGAGAUGUACGAGCCAGGUGUGUUGAGGCAGAAGUGGGCACAGUUGUGUUCCAAGACGCUGCACAUGUGGACUGCUGCAAAGGAAGACAAAGAAGGCUUUCUUGGAGCCCCCAGGCAGACCCAGGUGCUCUUUGGGAUGAGGUCCUCGUCUGGAAAGCUAUCCUGGGCUAUGAAGGACACACCAUGUCCACACCCAUUCUUCUAUAAGGAGAACAUCUUUCCAACAGUCCUGAGGCUCAUGCGUGGAGAGGAAGUACUUAGGCUCUGAAUCUCGGAAGCUGGUGUUUGAACUAUUUAUUUUUCUCCAAGCCUCAGUUUCUACUUUUGUACUUGGGCACCACAAGAAUACCUGUCUGGGAAUACAGCUUUAGUAUUAAAUGGAACAAUGCACAG
Molecule: messenger RNA, 572 nt
Organism: Mus musculus (house mouse)
Lineage: Eukaryota; Metazoa; Chordata; Mammalia; Rodentia; Muridae
Product: RIKEN cDNA 9430069I07 gene
Exons: 4
Coding region: 112-447 (111 amino acids)
Source: RefSeq, marked validated